AUGGAGAAUCAACAACAGCAACAGCAGCAGCAGCAGCAACAGCAACAACCACCACCGCUAAAUCGCCCAUGGUUUAGGUUGGCAUCGCAGGCUCGUAUUGAGCCACCACAAGCUAGAGCUGCUGCACCACCUGCAAGACAAGUAUUUGUUCCGGUACCAAGGCCCUCAAUAGUUAUACCUUCACAGCCUCAACCUCGACCUGCUCUUCCAACUCAAACACAAGGGCCUGCUCCAUCUGCGGCGGUGCCUCCUCCAGCAACAGCUGGAGAACGCACACAAAUGUCUUCCUCCUCAUUGCCACCAUCCCCACAACAGAAACCCGUGGGACCCACUUCUUCAGUUCCAAAUACUCCAUUAAUCAAAACGUUGAAUUCCUCAUCAUUGCCCACAACCCCAUUAAGAAACACACAAGAACCAGCACCGAAUAAUGCUGCUCCUCCGGCAACAAAGACUAAUUAUUCACCCAGAUUGUCAUCCUCGUCAUUGGCAAGUUCUCCCAUACAAAAAGCACCGGAACCAGCCCCAUCUACUAAUGCCCCUCCGGCGAAAACAGUAGAGUCCCCACCCAAAGUGGUUUCCUCACCAUUGCCGAGUUUCCAAAUGCAAAGAGCCGUUAGUCGUGUAUCCAGUCCACCUGAAUCUCCCAAGGUCAUCAAGCCUUCUUCAAGGACUCCACCUCAAUCCCCCAAGAUCCUACCUUAUGCACCUCCUCCAUCUCCUCUUUCACUUCCACCCUCCCAGUUAAGAGCUACACCAGAGCCUGAGAGUAAGAGUUUGGUAGCUGAGCAGAAGAAUAUGCUCGUCCAAGAGCGUAAAGAAAAGUUCGAUGCAAGGAAACAUGAGGAGGAUAAGCCUCACAUUGGCCAGAAUGGGAGGAAAGAAGGUGGAGCGAGCAAUCGUCAGAAGGAAAAGGAGUAUCAGAAGAAAUUGGAUGACCAUAAGGAUUCUGGUAUGAGGGUGAUUACGAUAGCUGGUGAGAACAAAGGAGCUUAUAUGGAGCUAGGUUCUUCCAACAGGAAGCAUGACUACAAGGGGAACCCUCAUACUCUCUCUCAUAAUUCCCGUGCAAAGAAAGAUGGCAAUGAAUCCGGAAGCAGCAGAAGUGAGAGCAGUAAAUCAAGGAAGAAAGACAGGUCAAAGUCAGGACUACCUAUGACCGCUUUCGUGAAUAGUAACGUUCAAAGUGUUAACAACUCCAUUCUCUUCCAUGCUUCCUGCACUCAUAGUGAUCCUGGCGUUCACUUUUCAUUUUCAAGAAAGCCCAUCCCAGACCAAGGGAUGCACCAUGAAAAUGCCUGA
Messenger RNA from Papaver somniferum (opium poppy), 1299 nucleotides. RefSeq names its product vegetative cell wall protein gp1-like. NCBI's taxonomy places the organism in Eukaryota, Viridiplantae, Streptophyta, Magnoliopsida, Ranunculales, Papaveraceae. The record is from RefSeq and is a predicted model, not a curated record. Bases 1 to 1299 code for a protein of 432 amino acids. The transcript has a single exon.